Molecule: messenger RNA, 3001 nt
Organism: Xiphophorus couchianus (Monterrey platyfish)
Lineage: Eukaryota; Metazoa; Chordata; Actinopteri; Cyprinodontiformes; Poeciliidae
Gene: postnb
Product: periostin, osteoblast specific factor b
Exons: 22
Coding region: 45-2366 (773 amino acids)
Biological process (GO): cell adhesion; extracellular matrix organization
Cellular component (GO): extracellular matrix
Molecular function (GO): cell adhesion molecule binding
Source: RefSeq, a predicted model, not a curated record
GUGUUCCUUUUACUCUGGGCUAGAGGGGAGUUCAGGAAUCAAGAAUGAAGCUCCUCUUUGUGGCUGCCUUUGCACUCUUUGUGCUCUCUACCUUUGAUCAUGCUGACUCCUCAGCUUAUGACAAAAUAGUUACCCACAGCCGCAUUAGGGCAAGAAAAGAAGGACCCAAUGUCUGUGCACUUCAGCAAGUUAUGGGGACAAAGAAGAAAUACUUCAGUACUUGUCGUAAUUGGUACCACGGGUCCAUCUGCGGAAAGAAAGCGACUGUGCUGUAUGAAUGCUGUCCAGGAUAUAUCAAGCUUGAAGGCAUGCAAGGCUGUCCUGCAGUUGCUCCAAUUGAUCACGUGUAUGGGAGUCUGGCUCUUGUUCAGGCUACUUCAACCCAAAAUUAUGCGGACAUUUCUAAGCUAAGACCUGAGAUUGAGGGACCAGGAUCUUUCACUUUUUUUGCUCCAAGCAAUGACGCCUGGGGGCUGUUGGAUGAGACAAUAAGGAAUGCACUGGUCAGCAACGUCAACAUUGAACUCUUCAAUGCUCUGCACUACCACAUGGUCAACAAACGCCUCCUAACCAAAGAUCUAAAGAAUGGAUUGAAAUUGACCUCUAUGUACAAUGACCUUGGUCUCUAUAUUAACCAUUAUUCCAAUGGGGUGGUUACUGUAAACUGUGCUAGGAUUAUCUAUGGUAACCAGGUUGCAACCAAUGGAGUUGUUCAUGUCAUUGAUCGUGUCAUCACUAGUGUUGGAAGCACUAUCCAGGAUUAUAUUGAGGUUGAGGAAGAUUUAACAAAGCUAGCUGAAGUAGCUCAGACUGCUGGACUGCUGGAAAAACUGGGUCAGCCAGGAUUCUACACUCUCUUUGCUCCUACCAACAAUGCCUUUGACAAGAUUGGUGGCGAUACCAUGGAAAGACUUUUAAAUGACAAAGAUGUCCUGAGAGCUCUCUUGAAUUUCCACCUCCUGGGCUCAGUCCAGUGCUCUGAGGCCAUCAUGGCAGGAACCUCUUAUGAAACCCUAGAAGGAAACAACAUUGAAAUAGGUUGCGAUGGAGACAGUUUAACAGUUAACGGCAUUAAGAUGGUACUCAAGAAGGACAUUGUCACUACCAAUGGUGUCAUCCACCUUAUUGACCAAGUGCUGAUUCCAGACUCAGCUAAGCAGGUAAUGGAACUGUUGGGAGGUUCACAGGCAACCUUUGGGGACAUGAUCACUGAGCUGGGCCUUUCCACUGAAAUGAGAGCAGACGCUGAGUAUACUUUGCUGGCUCCUUUCAAUGCUGCCUUUACUGAUGAAGUGAUGUCCCUGGAUCAAAGCGAGCUUAAGAUCAUCCUGGAGAAUCACAUCCUAAAGAAAAAGUUUGGUCUUGGACAACUGUAUAAUGGCCAGCAGCUGGAGACUAUUGGAGGAAAGACCCUCAGGGUCUUCAUUUACCGCACGGCUGUGUGCAUUGAGAAUUCCUGCUUGAUACGAGGCAGCAAAGAAGGGAGCAAUGGAGCCCUUCAUCUCAUGAGGACUAUGUUGAUGCCUGCAGAAAAAUCUAUGUUCGAGAUUCUGACUGAAAACGGAAAUUUUAAGAUCUUUUUGUCUCUAAUGGAAGCAGCUGGGUUGAUAGACCUGCUCAGACAAGAGGGAGGUUUUACUUUGUUUGCCCCCAGCGAUAAGGCGUUUGCUGCUUUGACUGAAAGAGAGUUGAACAUGUUGAAAGGUGACAAAAAUGCGCUCAAGACAAUUCUUCUGUAUCACUUAAGUAAUGGCAUCGUUAUUGGAGGUGGUUUGGAGGGCGGCGUGACAAAUCUGCUAAAAUCUCUCCAGGGAAGCAAUAUUCAACUAAAACUUGUGAAUAAUGAUGUGCAAGUGAAUUCCUUGCUUCUCCCAGAAACCGAUCAGAUGGCCACAAAUGGUGUUAUUCAUUUUGUCAACCAAAUCUUAUACCCUAAAGAUAUCCCUGUGGGGAAUCAGGAACUCCUUUCAAUACUCAAGAAGCUCAUCACUUACAUACAAGUCAAGUUUGUUUCAGGAUACAGAUAUCAGGAAAUACCUCUUACAUUUAUGAAGAAGAUCAUCACACGUGUUGUCCAUCAAUCUCCUGAAGUGAAAAAAGUGACAAGGAUUAUUGACGGGUCCACCACUACAGUUACUAGGGUCAUUGAACCUUCUGUCCGCAAACUCACCAGGGUUGUCCCAGGCUUUCAAUAUUCUGCCAGUUCAGGCUCCACAAACAUUGGCCUGGAAGGAGUUGACAGAUCAAGAAUUGUUACCUUUGAAGGGAACACAAACCUUGAUGCCGAGCAACUAGCUGGAAUGAUCCAAAGAAGACCUAAUUCAAGAAGAGGUGUAGGUGGCAACAGGAGGAGGGGAAGGAACUGAGAAUGGUCACAUGAGGAUAUCUUCCUGGUGAAGUUAAGCAUGGAGGCUGAAACUGGCGUUUUACAAACGAUACAUCUAGAGUGUUGUUUCCUGAAUAUAUUGUGAUAGCACUUGCUAAACACAACUGUUUUGAUAAAUUCUCAAAUUUUAAGGUGCUUUAUUUGUACAUAGAUUGAAUUUUUAAAUUCAUUGUAUGUUAGCAGUUAAAAUUAACUGAAACAAGGAAGGUUAUAGUAGUGAAAAUCAAGUCAGUAUAUAGGGACAAAAAUAUUGUUUCUAACUUUUUUUUAUUUUGAUCAAGGUAAAUGUUAGAGCAAGAGUGCUUAAUGAGGUGCUUUGAGAAAAAUCUCAGUAUGAAAAUGGCCUAAACUAUUUUCUCUUGCUUCACCUGCUAUGUAACUUUAACAUCUCUGACUUUAAGUGGCUUAAGGUUUCAUGUACAUUUGGUUAGUGGAUUGUGUCAUUUGUAAUGAUAUGGAUAAAUCCAGGUAUGCUCUUUCUUGUUUUCCAAAAAUCCUACAAUAAAGUGCUUCUGUUGAGGUAACUGCAUUACCAUAAAAAGUAAUUUUUAUUUCCUUGCACAGUUCCUCAAUUUGUUUGUUAAUGUUAUAUUAAAAAAAUAGCUUAAAUCUAAA